UAUGAAUAAAACAAGAUCAAGUUUUGCUACUUUAAGAACAAAAACACAAAUUAAUUAAGCUAGCUAAGGAAGCCUUCCUUGUCCAUAACAUCCUUCUUUUAACAUCUCUCAUGUUUGUUUAUGUACAACUUGUACUUAAUCAAUUUCAUUUUGUUCUGAAUGUCUUUUUGAAACUUAGCAUUAACAACAUUUGGCUAAGCAUAAAGAACAUAUAAUUGGAUGGAAUGACUUAAUGAUUCUUUGUAGAAGGUAAAGUGUAUCAGGUAGAUUGGGAGACGAGCCAUAAAAAGAAUUAAAUUAAAUAGUACUUUCUACCUAAGCUCAUUAAGCUAGCUUUAAAACAUAUAUUAAAAACUAAGAAUAAUUGAUUAAUAAUGAUUUUGAUGGAUUAGUAGCUAAAUUUACAGAAAUGAUUAAUAAAGUUAAAGCUGAAUUUAUGGCUCCAUAUAAAAAUUAUUUAUAAGAUCUUAUGGAUAUGGGAACUAUAUUAGAAAAAUUAGUAUCUGAUUAUUAUUUAGAGAAAAAUAAGGAUUACAAUAAUGAUUAUGAUAAUUUCUUAAGUGAAGUAAGUAAAUUAUAAGAUCAGUAAACUUCUAAUAAGAAAAGUGAUUAAAAUUAAUUUAAUCUUAGAAAAUUAAUGUAGAAUAUAAUACCAUUGGUUAGUAAGGCAAAUGGUCAGUUUUAAAGAGCAUUAUAAUAGUAAAAUUUAAAUGUUGAAGAAGGAGAGUCUCAAAAAUCAGGAUAUUCAUUAUUCAGUAAUAUGGCAUUGAAAUAGAGUGAUAAUUAAGUAUUAAAUGAUUUAGUUAAUGAUUAUAAAGUAUUGCUUAACAGUAGACCUUGUUAUAAAAAUUAAGGAUUAGCUUAAUAAACAUAUAAUGGAAUGUAAGAGUUAAUAGAUAAAUGUUAUCAUUCUUUGACAUAAGUAGAUUUUAUGUCUCCAGGCUACAAGAGUUAAAUGAUUAAAAUGAACAAAGAAAAUAUAAGUUUAAAGCAAUAAUUGGCAUCUCCUAAAGGUACAAAAUACUUGGAAACUAUAAUUAAAGAAUAAAGCACUAAAACAUUAAAAUAAUUAACUAAAUUAGAAGAAGAUGAAGAUGAAAUAAAAGAAAUGUAAUUAAAACAUAGAUUGAGAUAAACUACUUAAUUAAUCAUAUCUGAUCCAAUAACAUCAAUAUCAUUUGUGAAAACAAUCAAGACUACUCAUAAAUAAGGUAUUAAUUGUAUGGUACAAUUUGAUGAUGAUUUUAUUGCUACAGGUUCAAAUGAUAGAACAGUCAAAAUAUAUAGAUACAGGGUUUAUGAAUUAUUUAAGGAAAUAUAAUUUAAGAGUGAUGUUACAUCAUUGGCUGUUUAGAUAAGAAAGGAUGGUUCAUCUUUUUUGAUUGUUGGAUUAUUCAAAGAUAUUUGUAUUUUGAAUUAAGGAUUCGAAGUACUUAAGUAAAUUGAUAGAAUUCAUAAUGGUUAAAUCAAUUCUAUUGUUUGUUUAGAAGAUGCCACUACUAUAUUUAGUUGUGCAUAAGGUGAUAAUAGAUUAUUAUAAUGGAAUACUUAGAAUGAUUAAUAAAAAAAAUACUUUGAACAUAGAGAUUCUAUUACAUGUAUGACAUUACUUGGAGAUUAAUAUGUUGCAUCUGGUGGAAAGGAUAGAAACAUUAAAGUAUAUAAAUAGACAUACACAAAUAAUGUUUUUGAAAAAUUAUAAUUGUCGAUGAGUUUGUCUGAUGCUCAUCCAACAGAGGUUACUAGUUUAGCUUAUGGUGGAGGAAGUAUUCUUUAUAGUAGUAGUGCUUCAGGUGAACUUAAGGUUUGGGAUUUUAUGGAUGGAACAUUAAUAAAACAAGUUAAAAAUUAUGCUGGGUGGUGUUUCAGAAUAAUCAACUUUUAAAUAGAAGAGGAAUAGACUCCAUAAUAGAAGACAUAACUCUAAACAUCAAUUCCAUUAUGUGGAUCACCAAGAAGAAAGAAGCAAACAUAAAAUGAAUAUGAAUGUAUUAAAAACUGCUUCAUUGGAACUGUAAGUUUUGAUGGCACUUUCAAAGUAUUCAAUGGCAAAACUCUAUUGAAUGAUAAGUAUUUAAUUAUAAUUAAGUCAUUAGUCCAUAACCUAUGAUCACAACCCAACUGAAAUCUUUACACGAUUGUCAUCCAUUUGGUGGAGUAUUGGCUAUUAGAGAUAGUAUCACUGAUAAGAUUGAUAUAUUGAGUAGUGGAAAUAAGAACGAUUGCAAUAUCUAGUUGUAUAGUUUAGCAUAAUCAUGAGUCG
Messenger RNA from Paramecium pentaurelia, 2263 nucleotides. The record is from the annotation of a GenBank genome assembly. NCBI's taxonomy places the organism in Eukaryota, Ciliophora, Oligohymenophorea, Peniculida, Parameciidae.